Monoraphidium neglectum is the source of this 957-nucleotide messenger RNA. RefSeq lists its product as hypothetical. Lineage: Eukaryota; Viridiplantae; Chlorophyta; Chlorophyceae; Sphaeropleales; Selenastraceae. Gene Ontology annotation, molecular function: GDP-L-fucose synthase activity. Gene Ontology annotation, biological process: nucleotide-sugar biosynthetic process. The transcript has a single exon. Bases 1 to 957 code for a protein of 318 amino acids. The record is from RefSeq and is a predicted model, not a curated record.
AUGGCGCCGAUACCGCGCGACGCCAAGGUCUAUGUCGCCGGCCACCAGGGCCUCGUCGGCGGCGCCAUCUGGCGCGCGCUGCAGGCGGCCGGCUUCACGAACCUCGUGGGGCGCACGCGCGCCGAGCUGGACCUGACUGACGAGGCGGCGGUCGACGCGUUCUACGCGGCAGAGAAACCUGAGUAUGUGUAUGUGGCGGCCGCCAAGGUGGGCGGGAUCCUCGCCAACAACACCUACCCGGCCGACUUCCUGAUCGACAACCUCAGGAUCCAGACCUCCGUGAUCACCGGCGCGCACCGCGCGGGCGUGAAGAAGCUUCUGUUCCUGGGCUCGAGCUGCAUCUACCCCAAGUUCGCUGCGCAGCCCAUGACGGAGGACAGCCUGCUUACAGGCUCCCUGGAGCCGACCAACGAAUGGUACGCGGUUGCGAAGAUCGCCGGCAUCAAGACGUGCCAGGCGCUGCGCAAGCAGCACGGCUUCGACGCAAUCAGCGUCAUGCCCACCAACCUCUACGGCCCCGGCGACAACUUCCACCCGACGAACUCGCACGUGAUGCCGGCGCUCAUCCGGCGGUUCGUGGAAGCCAAGCAGGCGGGCGUAACUCAGGUGACCUGCUGGGGCACCGGGAACGUGUACCGUGAGUUCCUGCAUGUCGAUGACCUGGCGGCGGCGUGCCUGCACCUGAUGGAGGUGUACAGCGACGCCGGCAUCGUAAACAUCGGCACCGGCGUGGACGUGACGAUCCGGGAGCUUACUGAGAUGGUGCGCGCCGCUGUUGGCUGGGAGGGCGAGAUCGUCUGGGACACCACCAAGCCGGACGGCACACCGCGGAAGCUUCUCGAUGUGUCGAAGCUCGCGGGGCUCGGGUGGCGGGCCGCGGUGCCGCUGGACAAGGGCGUGCGGGAGACGGUGGAGUGGUUUGUUGCCAGCCAGAGCAAGCAGGAGCUGCGGCUGUGA